Molecule: messenger RNA, 2533 nt
Organism: Diuraphis noxia (Russian wheat aphid)
Lineage: Eukaryota; Metazoa; Arthropoda; Insecta; Hemiptera; Aphididae
Source: RefSeq, a predicted model, not a curated record
UCCGUCCGUUCGGUCGUCGGUAAAUGUUGUGGUUGUUGUUGCGCCGUUGUUUGUCCGCUGUUCUCCUUCGUCCCGGAAGUCCGACGCGUGCACUCUUGCAGAUUGAUAAUAAUCGUAAUUAUAUAUGUACUAAUAACAAUAAUCAUAACGAUGUGUAGCUUUAAAGUAUUAUUGUAUUCACAUAUUAAUAUAUAACAUUAUAUAUUCUCGAGAACACGAUAAUUAUUAUAUUAUAUUCACCCUCCGGCGAUCGGCGUGUAUAUGGUCCGGGACAGCGGUUGCAGCAAACUUCUCGAACAGUGUUUUCCGUUCGAAAUGGGCAGCGGUCUUUGCAGGAGUAGAGACGAAACACCGAGGGCUGCACGUCGGGCGCGGGGGUUUGAUGGAUUGUACCGGAAGAUCGUUUUCAAUUACGCCAAACAGUGGACUCAAUAUUCAGACAAACACAAGAAGAGUGAAAAAAAAAAUAACAAACACAUUAAGAGCAGAAGGAAGAAACCUAUAAUCAGUGGACCGUUUCCGGCAGAUCCGGACCGAUUGCAAGGCGACAAGUGGCAAUACGUGAUACUGACGCGGUUGGACACAGAACCGCCACCCGAACGACCGCCGCGAACCAAACGACGCCGCCGGCAGGAGACGGAGACCAUCAGUGGCGUCAGUAGCAUCGUCCGUUGGGGAUCGGAGCGGCGGCGGCGGCGGUCGUUCGGUCGCAGACGGCAGCCGAAGCCGCCGCUGUCCACGGACGAGCCGACUACGGAACCAGUGGCGUCAGGACGGUUCGACGUUGGCGGCGGCGGUGGAAAUGUCGAAAGAGCGUUAUCGAUGGUCGCGAAGAAUAAAGCGUCGCCGGCUUUCGACGCGGCCAUCAAAAAGUCUUCGAUGUGGGUCGUUUUGUGGUCGGGUGCCGUCGUCGUCGGUCGGACGUACGCCGCCCGACAAAACGGUCUGCUCGAAUCCGUCGCUCGCGCCUACGCGAUGGCCAACGAUUUGUCGUCGUAACGUUGACAAAUCGGGGGUGCAAGUACCUAUACGGUUGUGUAUUAUAAUAGCCAAUAGUGUUUAUGAUACAUUUUUGCAUAGAAAUAAUAAUAUUGUUACCGAUAUUUUGUACACCACUCAUACACAAAAUACUAUUAUGAUAAUAACAUUUUAUUGUAAGUAACUUAUAUAUAGGUAAUUACUGUAAUUCUUUAGUGUACUUUUCUAAAAUCCACUGCGAAAAAUCUAUUUUGUUUCAUAUAUUUACCAGGUAUCGCAAUUACGUCUUCAUUGGUGUAUCGUAUGAGACCAUAGGUACCUAUAAACGGCUAUAACAAAACGAAAUCAAGUGGUUGUCCAAAAUCCGUAGUUAUUCUAUUCAGUUUGCCAGCUAUAUAUAUUUCACUUAUUAAAUCAGCAUUCGAAAAUACGUCCGAUGUUAAUUUGAUUGUCUGUAGAUAAUCAGAUCUAACAACGGGUUGUAUACAAAGAGCACUGCAUUAGGUACUAUCGUAUACAAUUAUAUACAAUAAUGGUAGGGAAUGGGUUCCCGUUAUUAUAAUAAAAAUAAUUAAACGCCUUAUGACUUAUACGGUUUUGCCUAAAAUUAUUUCAUUAUAUUGUUUUGAUUUCAAAAUUCCAACUAUAGGUUUGACAUUCGAAAAAAAUAUUUUACAAUAAUAAUAAAAGGAUAAGGAAAACCGUAUAACUCUCCUGUCACAUUAUAAAACUACAGCUUGCCUAACUUGCCGAUUUUAUGCCACCCAAAUUCACGUCGAAGAAGUCGUCUUACUAUCGAGUUCAAUUUAAGUGCACACUCGACGCAUUUGAAUGCCAUAAAAGCUGAACUUAAAACAGUUCAACGAUUUAUCCGGUAAUAACACGGAGAAUGAAAUAUAUAUAUAUAUAUAAAUAAAGUGGCUGUGUAAUGCCGAAAAUCCUCCUUGUGCAGUGUUUAUGACUUCCGCGGCUCGACGGAUGAUACUUCCGGUGUGUUAAAGGCAAGUCGCCUUGUCAUCAUUUCAGAAACAGGUCGUUCGAUUCGAGCAAAAAGGCAAAGAGAGGGAGAUGAAAAUAAAUAUAUUUGAAGGUUCGACGUUAUGUAAUGGUCCCAUUCGAUAUGCGUUUAUACUAUAUAUAUAGUAUAUAUACGAGUUAUAUACUAUUUUAUAUGGAUCGUAGAUUUUCGUUUUCCAAUUUUAUUCACCAUUCUACAUGUCCGGUUACUAUUGCGACGUCGAUAAAAAUGGUCCGGUACAAUCUGGUAAUAAUUAGAUUAUAGUAAGUAUACGGUUUGCCGAAGAACAUUUUUCAUACGAAAAAAUUAUUGUUGGGUAAAUUUUUUUGAAUCCACCCGCCAUAUUAUAUAAAUGGUCGUUACUCGCAUACAGUAACAGUCAAAACUUAAGAAUGUCUAUCUCAGUUUAGUUUAUUUUUUCUAUUGUAUUAAACGAGAUGAUAUUUUUUGUUAACUCAAUCAAUUUGUAAAUUACGUAUUUUUCAACAAUUUAUACGUGUGUGCAUAUGUAAAAGUUUAAUUGGUUUUAAGUUUUAA